CACUAGCAAGCCUGCCGUGAAAGCGCGCGCGCCAAGCGCUGCUGGUACGCAGGCUGCAGACUGUGCAAAGGACCAAUAAAUCUCUCGCUCGCGCUGCGCGCACGCAUAGCACAAAUCGAUGCCGCCCUCCACGGCGACGCAUGUGAUCGAUGCCGUCGAGCGUCGCGUCGCGGCCGCGGUCGCCGUCGCCGGCGGCGGCGCAGCGCUCGCCACAGUGCUCCUACGUCUACUCCUCUGGCAACCCCUCAACAUAGCUCAAGCGCUGUGCGUGGGCCUGGCCGUCGCGGCGUCAUUAGCGGCCUCGAUGCUGCUCGCCGGGCCCGUGGCCUUCGCGGCGCGCGAGCCGGCGCGGCGCGCAGCAUUCUCAAUGCUAGGCCGCGCGGCGGCGGGCGGCGCGGCGGGCGCGAUCAUGGGACGGGGCGUCGCCGGUGAAUUGCUGGGAGGCGCCGUCGCGGGUCUCAGUGAUGCGGUGGCCCGGGGCUGCAUGACCCUCGGCACGCGGCCGGACCGCCGCAUGGUUUCUGAUGUAUUGAUAGCUUCGUUCAUCGCUGCUUUACGGUCGGCGUGCGGCGCAUCCCUCAUAGCGCGGGCCUACGGCGACGAAUCGAGAUAUGUUGAGCUGUGGAUAAGGAGCGCAUUAAGUGCCCUGGCGACGCACCUCCUCUGCGAUAUUUCAAGAAGGUGGCUCGCCUACGCGUGCCGCCAGCCCAUUGAUAUGAGAAGCAUUGCCGAGCGCGUGCCCGAUAGACGGUUCCAGCCGAAGACGGAGUGGUCAGUAGCGCUGGCCGUCGAGGCAUCAGAAUUAGGCGACCCCAUCACGGCAAAGACGAAGCGAAUCAAUGCAACAAAAAAACGGAGCGGCUUCGUCGCGCGGUCGUCAGCAGACCCCUUCGCGGCCGCGUCGAGUCAGACGCAGCCCUGGCGCGUGCGCAUUGAUAUGCGGCGGCAGGCGUUGCAGGCGGCCGUCACCCAGGCCUUCGCCAAGGAGACGUCCGUGGACUUUCGAAGUGCGUGGCUCGCGCCCUUUUCAGCGCUCGACCUCGCGUCGGGCGGGUUAAUUCUGGGCGACGCGGCGCUGGACGCGUCGCAUCGGCUGGCGAAGUGGCUUUCAUUAAGGGCGUUGGGGGACGGGUUGUUGGAGGUUGCGGACGAUUCUGCGAGGGACCGGGCGCUGGACGUCGCGCUGCUCGUGUUGGACGGCCUCACGGUACGUGUAGAUUUAGCCACGAACCACGUGGAACGGGACGCGCUGGGUACUGUUAGGGAAGACACGCUGGCCUGUGCGAUCCGGAAGGGGCGCGCGACCCCGAAAGACCGGUCCUCGCUGCCGGCGUGGCUCCUCGAUCUCAUUGAUCCGCGGCCGCAGCCGCGCGUCGGCAAUCUGAUGGUGUCGGCGGCCGAGUGUUCGGCCUGCGCGGCGGCCGCUCGUAUCGUGGCCACGUGCUCUUCCUUCAAGAGGGACGGCGCGGCGCGCGCGGCGGCAUGCCUGAACUCGCUCGCCGGCGCGCAGCGGGCGCUGGGCGGCGUGCCGCCGUCUCCAGAUAGAGACGCGCUCAUGCUCGACGUGGCGCACGCGACCGAUUCGUUGUGCGCGGCGUUCCGCUCUGAUUUAUCUCGCUUCGCGUUCGCGCCGGAGUACGCGUCGACGCUGCGGCGGCACGCGGAUGCGGCGGCGUAUAACUAUAACUAGCCCAU
This is a messenger RNA of Pelagomonas calceolata, 1695 nucleotides long. NCBI's taxonomy places the organism in Eukaryota, Pelagophyceae, Pelagomonadales, Pelagomonadaceae. The record is from the annotation of a GenBank genome assembly.